GAUGAUCGAACUAAAAGAUAAACUCUGUUCUCUCUCCUAGCUGGUGAAAAGCUUUGAUCUUUCGUUGUCGUCGAUAACGCCGCCGUCCCAAUUUCAUGUGGGCUUAAGGACUUCUCUCUCGGUUUUCGAUUACUGAGCAGAGCAAUUACCGGAGAUAUCAACGUAUUCUGUCCGGUUUCAAACAAUUACAAAUUCUGGGUUGCCACUUCAAGAUUUCAGUUUCUUUUCGGUUAGUUCCUUCUAUAUUUGUUGGGUUCUGUUUUUUCCUUUUGCUUCCGUAGACAUUAUGGAGAAACAUCUGGAACAAUAUCUCCAAGAAAUGUCAAUUGAGGGAGAAAUCGAUAAACCUCUGUUGUUAUCUAAUCAACCUAAGUUCAGUGCCUCUGAAAGAAAUCAGAAAAGCAUACUCGGUCGUUUUUUGAAUCCUGAUAAUCAGAGAAUGACAAAUUGGAUCUUAGAGAUGCCUACGAUUUGGAGAUUAUAUGACAGGGUUAGAGGAAUAGCUUUAUCAAAAGAUCGUUUCCAGUUCAUUUUCAAGUAUGAAGAAGAUAUAAAAGAGAUUUUAAAGACUGGAGUUUGGACUCAAGAUGAUUGGGGAGUAGUUAUGGAUAGAUGGGUUGAAGAUCCUCCUCCUGAUUUUCUGAUGUUCUUACCGGUUUGGAUUAGACUUCCUAAUAUACCUGUGAACCACUACACCAAGGACACUAUCUCCGAAAUCGCUGCGUGUGUCGGGCAGAUAUUAGAAGUGCCUUUUGAUGAGAAAGAAGCACAAAGCAGAGAUUAUGUGCGAGCAAGGGUAUUUCUUGAUCUUUCGAAGGGUUUGAGAAAUUUCAAAGAGUUACAACUUCCUAAUGGUGAUCUUGUUAAGAUUGGAAUUGAUUAUGAGAGAGUUCGCAAAAGGUGUUUUCAAUGCCAACGGUUGACUCAUGAUAAAUCUAGGUGCCCUUUUGUCCAAGCAGUACAGGAUCACCGUCUUGCGGCUGACUUAUCAGGUAGUACAAACGAGAUAUCUAAAGGCAAGGAGGUUACUGCUUCUGGAAAUGCAUCGUUGUAUGCAGGCUACUCUUCAUCAAAACUUCUAUCGGAUGCAAUCAAAGCUGACAGGUUGAUAAAGAAGAGCUCGGUUUUAGAGGUUCCUAUUCAAUACUUAGCUCCUGAUGCUUUCUUCUAUUGCCCAUCCUCAAACUUUUGUGCGGGUAGUUCAGAAGCGAGCUCUUCAAAAGGUGUCCAGCAGGGGAUAUCUUCAUCGAAAAGGCCUCGACCUUGGUUGAAAAACAACAAAGAUAGAAAAGGUAAGAAUCUGAAAACUAUGGAGUCAGAUUCGGACAAUAACUUGGAUAUUUCAGGAAAAAGGAUGGUUAAGGAAAAAGGUAAAGGGUUGGCCAAAGGUCUCCAGAGAGACAAAGAUACGGUGGUUCCUGGUGAACUGCCGCAAGAUCAAUAGAUAUAAUGUGCUGGAAUGUUC
Camelina sativa (false flax) is the source of this 1465-nucleotide messenger RNA. RefSeq lists its product as uncharacterized. Lineage: Eukaryota; Viridiplantae; Streptophyta; Magnoliopsida; Brassicales; Brassicaceae. The record is from RefSeq and is a predicted model, not a curated record.